CAAGACAGCGACUUCGACCACGAGAUAAAGCUCGUGGACCACGACAACGACGAGAGUCCCCUUAGACCGCCGUCUGCAGGCCCGUCGUCUCCACAGCACGAUUCUCCAGCGUCUGACGCCUCAGUCCCUCCAGCGCCCGAUGGAGACGGGCGUUCGGACCGGCAGGCGGGGGAGGAGGAAGAGACCGGACAGCCCUCUAUCCAGGUGGAUGGUGAGUGUGCAAUCUGUGCUUCGCCUAUUACUGGAAACGUGACGAUGCUGAAACGCACCAGAGCCUACGCCACAAAUAGAAACUAGCCGUCCGGAGUCUGGAAUGCCGGCCGGAAAGAGCAGCAGGAGCAGGCCUCAGUCCCCCGAGCCGACGAUCGAUAUCCUGUACGAGAACCAGAGGGGUUGUUUUCUGUGCGGAAUGGCGCUCUUCUCUUCGAGAGCGCUCGGUAACCUCGACCCACCUGCGUGGACCAACUACGCCCACAAGCCCAGCCCGACCGAUAUACAGACGGCGCAGGUGCCCGAUCCCAGCUGGGAAUGGGCUUGGCCCGAGUGGCGCAUCAACCACGACGAGGGCGUGGACGAGGACGGUUGGGAGUAUUCAUUUGCUUUCUCCAAGAAGUUCUCGUGGCACAAGGCGCGGUGGUGGAACUCGUUUGUUCGCCGGCGAGCGUGGAUCAGGAAGCGCGUGAAGAAGAACACCGGCUACCUCGCGCAGGACCCGCACAUGCUCACCCCCGAGUACUUCACGGUCCGGCCAUCUUCGGAGGCUGUCCGCCACCGCAGCCCCAGCCGGGCUAGCAGUCCCCGCGGCAGCAGGUUAAGCACCAGCACAGCCAACGGCGAAGGCGCCGAGCAACCGGUCAUCAAGCAGGCCGACGAGCUCCUGCGCGUCCUCCGCCUGUCCCGCAUCGACAGGGAGAAAAUUGAAGCAGUCGAGAACUACCUCGAAAACGCGCAGGAUGACUUGGAGGGCCUGCAGACGAUCAUGCACGAGAUCAUGGCCCUUUUUGUGUUCCAGGCAUCGCGCCGGGUGCUUCUGAGCCGGUUGACCGAGGUGUAUGACAAGGAGGCAGCGGCGGAACAGGGGCAGGUGGCGGCCGGAGAUGCGUCCCGGGAGCGCAGGGUACGGAACCUCGACGCGGCCGUCAAGCACGCAGACGAAGAGGUGAGACGGCUGGAAUACUGGAGCGACGUGAAGGGGAUGGCGGGGGAGGGAGAAUCCAAAGGGGCGGUGGACCUGAAGCAGGGUUGGGAUGAUGUCGCCUGGCAGGGGGUCGACAAAUCCGGGCCCUCGGCGCCGCCGGCUCCAGCAGGGCAGCAGGGGCGUCAGACCAGCGACCAGGCAGGGGAUGGCUGAUAUCAUUGUCCUUCGUCUUGUCUGUCUUUCUCUUUUUUUCCUUGGUCUCCACCGUGCUCUCCUUGAAGGCCCUUGGGUCAGAAGAAGAUACCCGUUUGAGUUUCUCAGAAUGGUAUUUUUACAGUAUCUCUCGGCUCUAUGAGAGG
Messenger RNA from Thermothielavioides terrestris NRRL 8126, 1497 nucleotides. RefSeq lists its product as uncharacterized. The record is from RefSeq and is a predicted model, not a curated record. Bases 314 to 1351 code for a protein of 345 amino acids. NCBI's taxonomy places the organism in Eukaryota, Fungi, Ascomycota, Sordariomycetes, Sordariales, Chaetomiaceae. The transcript has a single exon.